Molecule: messenger RNA, 6562 nt
Organism: Cheilinus undulatus (humphead wrasse)
Lineage: Eukaryota; Metazoa; Chordata; Actinopteri; Labriformes; Labridae
Gene: kcnj2a
Product: potassium inwardly rectifying channel subfamily J member 2a
Exons: 2
Coding region: 412-1695 (427 amino acids)
Biological process (GO): regulation of monoatomic ion transmembrane transport; potassium ion import across plasma membrane
Cellular component (GO): plasma membrane
Molecular function (GO): inward rectifier potassium channel activity
Source: RefSeq, a predicted model, not a curated record
UCAUCGAGAGGCACAUUACCGAGACCGGUCCUCCAGAGAUGUGAGGGGAGUUUUCAUACUUGACAUUUUACGGCCAAAACAAAUAACGAGCGCGCGGAGAGGACGUGGAGAUUACUGGAUUAUAUUUCAUCACGCUGCAUCAAACGGUCCACAAAUGAGCAACAGCAGAUGAACCCGAUGAGGUCCACUCAGCUGAUGCAGGAGGAUUGACCACUUCAUCCUCUACUUUUUGCACCCCACUGAGAGGCCAGUGAGGCUGAAGAGGCGUUCCUUCAGCCCGCCUCCCUUUGUCACCAUUUCUUCUCUGAGUUGGUCCCCCGAAGCGUUUCAAAACUGUUUCUCCAACGCUUUUUCCAGAAACUUAGACUGUUUUCCAAAGCAGAAGCAGCACAGCCCUCCCAGACUGAGGUGAUGGGAAGCGUGCGAGCCAGCCGCUACAGCAUUGUGUCAUCAGAGGAGGACGGCAUGAAGCUCGCCACAAUGGCGGUCCCCAACGGCUACGGGAACGGCAAGAGCAAGGUGCACACAAGGCACCAGCCCCAGAGCAGAUUUGUAAAGAAAGACGGUCACUGCAAUGUGCAAUUUGUUAAUGUGAGUGAGAAAGGUCAGCGGUACCUGGCUGAUAUCUUCACCACGUGUGUGGACAUCCGCUGGAGGUGGAUGUUCAUCAUCUUCUGCCUCGCCUUCCUCCUGUCCUGGCUCUUCUUCGGCUGCGUCUUCUGGCUGGUGGCCAUCUUCCACGGGGACUUGGAGAGCAACUCCCAAAAGUGCGUCUCCAAUGUCAGCAGCUUCACGGCUGCCUUCCUGUUCUCCAUUGAGACUCAAACAACCAUUGGUUACGGCUACAGAUACGUGACGGACGAGUGCCCCAUUGCCGUCUUCAUGGUGGUGUUUCAAAGCAUUGUAGGCUGCAUCAUUGACGCCUUCAUCAUCGGCGCUGUCAUGGCAAAGAUGGCAAAGCCCAAGAAGAGGAAUGAAACUUUGGUUUUUAGCCAUAACGCCACUGUUGCAAUGAGGGACAACAAGCUCUGCUUGAUGUGGCGUGUGGGCAACUUAAGAAAAAGCCACCUUGUUGAGGCUCACGUGCGGGCACAGCUUCUCAAAUCCCGUACGACAGCAGAGGGGGAGUAUAUCCCCCUUGACCAGAUGGACAUAGAUGUUGGCUUUGACAGCGGAGUCGACAGAAUCUUCCUGGUUUCACCAAUCACCAUCGUCCACGAGAUCAACGAGGACAGUCCCUUCUAUGACAUGAGCAAACAGGACCUGGAGAGCCUUGACUUUGAAAUCGUGGUCAUCCUAGAGGGAAUGGUUGAGGCGACCGCCAUGACCACGCAAUGUCGCAGCUCCUACGUUGCCAGCGAGAUCCUCUGGGGUCACCGCUUCGAGCCUGUCCUCUUCGAGGAAAAGAACUACUACAAGGUGGACUAUUCUCGCUUCCAUAAGACAUACGAGGUGCCGAGCACGCCCCUGUGCAGCGCCAGAGACCUAGCAGAGAAAAAAUUCAUCCUCUCAAACUCCAACUCCUUCUGCUAUGAGAACGAGAUGGCACUGGACAACAAAGAGGACACUGACGAGGGGAACGGGGGCAGCGUCGGGCCUGACGGCACCCAGACAGACAACAUCUCAGAGAACGAACACAACCAAGCCACGGUGCCUCUAGAGCCGCGGCCUCUGAGACGAGAGUCAGAAAUAUGACUGCUGAGACCUCAGACCUCAUGUGAGGGAUCGUCUAAAAUCACGUCUCUGCUUCAAAAGGCGCAGCGAGCCGAGCUGGGCCUUGGGUAGAGGACAAGCCGAACGGUACUGCUGUGGAAGGCGGCGAGGUUUAGGACUUUGUAUGUAGGAGUCAGUGUGAACUUUGACUACAUACAGUAUGACAAAACAUAGCACUAUGAUGGACCAUGUGCAUAAUGCAGGAAGAAUUCUCAAUGAAGUCCCCAUGAAUGUGCUGCUGACUGCAACACCACAGAGAGGAGGAUGUAAAUGACUUGAAAACUGCAGGCAUGUCUCAGUUUGUCUGUCCGGCAUGAACAAGAUGCUUCCAGAAAGAAGGGGUUUUAUAAAUAGAAUAUUUUCUCAAGUGCUGCUAGAAAAUAGUUGAAGUAAAACUUUGUGUGUUUUUUUGUAGAACCAAAGAGUACACUAAAGGUUAGAUGUCUGGAACAAAGACGGUACAAGUAGAGUAUUUGUUCAGGAGCUGGUCUCAUUAAAGACAUCACAGAACAUGAACUGUCUGUAUGCAACAAACACUCAAGAAACUUUAUUUACAACAGACCAUAUGACAACAGCAGCCAUGUUCUUUUGACAUCACGGUCAAGAUCUGAAGCUCUAAUUCUGUCAACAUGUCCUACUGUGAUGUUUCAGGUUGUUUUUCAUAGAAGUGUGAAUCGUUUUAAAGUUGUUUCAACCAUUUCUGAAUGAAAAAAGAGAAGCUGGGCCAUAUUUUAUGUUAAAAACAUGUUUGAUAACCCUGUAGCUAGCAUCAGAACACAGCUAAUGCUAGCUUUCAGCCACUUGCUAGUUGUUCUGCACGUUGUGUAGUCACAGCUUUUAUAAAAAAAGGCCUGCAAUAAUUUAAGAUAUCAACACUUAUUUUGGACAUAUUUAUGUACGCCUGAGCUAAACUUGUUGGAUGCAAUUAUACUUACAAUACAACUCUUAGCUUCAACGCUAAACUUGUGUUACUGUAUCACUAAUGCAGACGGUCAAACAAAUAACUUCUUUUAACAUUUGUAGGAGCAUAAUGAAAUUUUAUACGCUGACCACUUAAGAAGCAACUAAGAUGUUUGGUUUUGGCUUCACAAUAGCUAGCCAAAAGUACAAUGUUUACAGUACAGGGUACAGGGCAGUGGCCUGAACUAGGAAUGCAUGAUAUUGGAUUCAUGCCAACUUCUGAUUUUCAUAGAUUCCCACCCCCUUUUUUUUCUUGCUAAUGCAUGGUUGUUACUGAUAUAUUCUCAGUCCUGCCCGUGCACAGUGCAAUGCUAAAUCUGUUAGCUCUGGUUAGAAUUUACUUAAUAAAAGUAAAAAUAUUUAAUUUAAAGUUUACUGUAAGUAUUGAGUAGGUACAGCGGAGUUUUACAGUAAAACAUGAUCUUUCCUUAUUAACAAGAACAACAAGAGAAAAGCUCUCUCCAACCAGGCUGUUCAAAUAAGGUCACAUCUCUAUAAUAAAGUAAAAUACACCGAAAAAUUGACAGUGUUUAUUAAAGUUAUAUAGCAUUAAAUUGACCACUUAAAAUUGUCUAUAUUGGUCCAAACAUGUAGUUUAAACUACUGAAAUCGCUAAAUAUUUUGCAGUUUGAAAGAGCUGCAGUAACAUGUGAAAAUCUGGGGUACGGUCGGUCUUCUCUGGCAAUGCAUUAUGUAUCCUUCAGGAGCACCUAAAGUCACUGUGUGAACUCAAACUCAGUGGAUAACUUCACCCGUGGUGUAAAUUCUUCUCACAUCAAAAACAACAAUCCACUAGAAAUGUGAGCUAAAGAACCUCAGCAAGGAUCCCUGUACAAGAGGCAACAUCUCAUCACAUAUAAGCACUCAGCCCAAGGGCAUGAUGGGAAAGUCUGCCUAUACAUACCCCUAGAUUUGAAUUGGGAGUGGGCUGGGCUUUGUCAGAUGGGGUUAAAAUCCUGACCCUCAGAUGUCAACACUCCAGUUUUCGGGAUGUGGUGGAAUUGUUCUCUGUUUAUGUGCUACUGUAAGGUCAACAGAGGUGGAAAAAUACAAGAACUCAAGUUAAAGUACAGUUACUCUGGUUAAACCUCACUUUAGUACUGAUGAUUAGUUACUUUCCACCUCUGGUGGUAGCGUAAUGGUUUUUAAGCUUUUUUGCCCAAGACAAACUUAAGAUCAAGCCAAGAUCUCCAGGUGCACCAUACUUAUAUCCAUGCAAAAUAGUAGGGAUGCACGAUAUUGGAUUUUUUGCUGAUAUUUACAGAUUCAUUUCAGCCGAUACCGAUAUCAAUAUCGAUAUUUAAAUAUGCUUUACAUAAUUAAAAAUUAAGUCCUUUGGACACAAUUUUAGGUUUGGGGAAUGAAAAAGAAACUUUCUUUUCUUAAAACACACUUUAAAGUUUAAAGAAUGAAAAUGAAUAAAGAAAAAGGUCUCAACUUACAUAAGUCUGUUGGUUUAGCCUAAAACUCCACUAAUUUACCAGUAUGCUCAUAUGCACAGCCAAAAUAUCGGAUGUAAAUAUCGGCAAAAAUUUUGAUAUCUGCCGAUACAUAUAUUUUGCUUGUUUUUUUGCUAAUAUCUGCCGAUACUGGCAGAUAUCUGGUCAAUUAUAUCAAGCAUCCUUACUCUUUAGUACACUACCUUUGGUUGUGUAGCUGUAGUGAUAACCUAGAGUCAUACAAAGCCCUGUGGCACACCUAGACUUGACUCAAGGUCUACCUGUGAGCUUCUGCAAACCAUUAAGGAACCACUGAGUGAGCAUGAAGCUAACAAAUGCAGAUGUAAAUCCCAGUCCAUCUCUAAGAAUCUUCAUAUUAUGUAAAUCAUGCUCUUCUCUAGUCUUCUCUAUUUUGCAUGGAUGACACACUAGCAUGAGAUGCCUUAGGAUAAAACUGCAUAGGUAAUGCCACAUUGUGAACCCAAAAACUUCCAAUGAGUCUUCUCUCUGUCUUAAGAAAAUAUAUUCAAAAUAACUUUUAAACUUGUUAGUGGCUGAAUGUUAAUAUAAGCUUCAAUCUGCGGGAGUUUUCAAACAUUUUUUAGCGUAAAAUGUUUCCUGAUUUUUGGUGCUAAUGUUUUAGAAUAGUAGGUCUUUAUGGUCACCUUUCGGGGGGAAGAGAGAAUAAAACUAGUUGGCACAAUUUUUACAUUAACAUGACGACCUCGAAUAUAACAGUAUGACACGCAAACAACAUUAGAGCUUCUCACCCUGACGGUGAAGUCACAGGAACAUAGCUGCUGUGAGAGUAUGGUCCAUUUCCUCUGACUUGACAGCACUGAUUUCUGAUCUUUUGCUUCAUCUUUUGCAGUUAUCGAUCUGUUCAUGGCUGGUUAGACUCCUAGAAACAUGCCUGCUCCCGUCAAGAGAUAGAGCAGGGUAGUAUUAACGGCAUCAAACUGACUCAUUUAACCAGACACCGGGGUUGUAUGAGAAUCUGAAUGUUCUUAAAAGUGCUGCUAUGAUGUUGCUUUUUUUUUUUUUCUAAACGUUUGAUAAAAAAAUGCCAAAGAGUAUUAUUAUCAUAGUUAUGCGUUUCUUAACAAAAACACCUGGCUAGAUUUGGUACAGAGAAGUAGAGUAUUUAGAGAGUUUUAAUAAGGUUUGUUUUUCAAGAAUGUGUGUACAGUUUAUCACUUUUUUUACAUCCUUAUCUUGAGCCACUUCAACAAGCCUUAAUCAGAGGAAAUUUCUUUAAAAUUCAACAAAGCUGCAAAAGAUUUACUGUAGAGUGGACUACAACAAUCACAAGCUUUGUGCUUUUGGCUGGACUCUAUAAAAAUGUAGUCUGGGUUUCAUUUUUACUUGGAGAUUAGCUAAAUGAUUAAAGUCGGAACCAGAUUUUUUUAGAUGUCUAAACUAAUUCUUAAUAGUUUUCUUCAUAACAUGCAUGCAGUCCUGGUCAAAUGCUCUUUCUUAGCUGCAUUGCAGCCACUGUAGCUUCAUCAAACAGCUGCCUCCGUACUGCUAAAACACUCUGUAAGCCAGAUGUAAAUUAAAAGAGAAUGGAUAGCGUCGUUAGCAUCUCAUAGGAGUGGCAGUAUUUUGAUCUAGAAAAAAGAGAUGAAGUUGCGUGUUGACUGUGCCAGCUUAAGCAUGCAUUUUAGCUCUAAUUUGAAGCAACAAGUGACCACAUUCAGCGAACGCAUGUAGACGUCAACUUGCAAAGAGGGCUGAAUGUUAGGCUAGAGAUGUUUGCUAACUUUAGCCACACUUGGUCACCGUGUUCUCCUGCAGACUGUGAUUCUGAGUCCAAUAUCUGUGCUUCUUUUGAUUUUGCUUUUAUGAGAUUUGACUUUAGUCGUCUGGGAACAUCCCUAGUGUCAGCUUAAAUAAAACGGCUGAUUUAAAAGGCCAAACUCAAAGUCGCAAGUGCUGAAAGAAAGCUUUUUUACAUUUCCUUUCCAACGCCUGAAACUAAAAUGGUGUUAUGACUGGAAGGAUUCUUCAAAGCAAAAAGGAAAAAGAUCAAAUCUCCAAGUAAAAUAGCAUGACUGCCACAUGGCCUCCUGGCUGUACUCAGACUACAGUUCAGCUUCUCCAUCAUCACCACUACUUGAGUUUUCAUUCUCUGUUGCAUUGCUCCUGUUUCUCCUGAGAAUGUCCGAUUUAAAGACGUAGUCCGAAGCCAAACGUACUGUAACCCCGGCUGAUGAAGGUGUAGCCUACUGCACAGGAACUGCAUGGAGACAAAUGUUUAUCUUUUUAAAAGAGACAGACAGAGGCCACUAGGCUCCAUCGACGUGUAAAUACCUCCCUGACCCUUUUUGCAGUUAUUUUGUAUCAGUCUUCCAAAUGUACUGCAAAACAACAGAAUGUACAGAUUUUUGUAUUAAUGUUAUUAUAAUUAUUGUACAUGAUAUUAUAUUGCUCCUUUUUCAAUAAAAUGU